AUGGCCGAGAUCCUAUCAUCCUUGUCCUUUCUCACAGAGAACCCUGCCGCGGCAGCUAUCAACGAUGCAUACAACCAGUUCGCUGUCCGAAGGGCAUUGCUGAACCUUCCUAACCCCGGCACUGUCGAUAACCUCGCCAGGGAAGUGCAGAAGGAUGUCCUCUUAACCAACUUCAUGUUCUCCGGCCUCCGGGCGGACCUCACCAAGGUUUUCAGCAUGGCUCCUCUCUUCCGUGUGUCGCAUGCCUUCUCCAUGGGUUCCACCGGCAACCUGCCUCCGUACGCUUUCUCCGCCAUGUACGGAAGCCCCAAGUGGUUUUUGCAAGGCAACUACGGCAGCGAUGGUGCCCUUGCCGCCGUCGCCAACUACCGCUGGAACCAGUCCCUCGUCACUAAGACCAAUGCUCAGAUCAUGAACGGCGGUACCCAGGGAUUGGUCCAAAUCGAUAACGACUACACUGGCCGCGAUUUCUCCGCCUCCAUCAAGGCCUUCAACCCCUCUUGCCUCGAAGGUGGUCUCACCGGAAUCUUUGUCGGUAGCUACCUUCAAUCUAUCACCCCCGGCUUGGCUCUUGGUUUCGAGGCCAUUUGGCAACGACAGGGCAUCACCGCCCGCCCCGAGACUGCUCUCUCUUACUCCGCCAAGUACAAGGGUGAAGAUUGGAUUGGUACCGCUCAGCUGCAAGCCCAGGGCACUUUCAAUGCCACCUACUGGCGCAAGCUGUCCGAGCGUGUAGAGGCCGGCAUUGAUAUGAACCUUCAGCUCACUCCCUCCCCUGCUACUCUCAUGAUGGGUGGUCCCGCUCGUGAUGGUACCACUGCCAUUGGUGCCAAGUACGACUUCCGUGCUUCUUCCUUCCGAGCCCAGGUUGACAGCACCGGUAAGGUCAGCUGUCUCCUCGAGAAGCGCAUUGCUAUGCCCAUUUCUCUCUCCUUCGCUGGUGAGAUUGACCAGGCCAAGCAAACGGCCAAGCUCGGUCUUGCCGUUUCCCUCGAGCUUGCCGGCGAGGAUGUGAUGGAGCAGCAGGAGAAGAUCGACCCCGCUGCCAUGACUCCUCCUCCUUUCUAA
Molecule: messenger RNA, 1068 nt
Organism: Penicillium bovifimosum
Lineage: Eukaryota; Fungi; Ascomycota; Eurotiomycetes; Eurotiales; Aspergillaceae
Gene: tom40
Product: TOM complex pore protein TOM40
Exons: 3
Coding region: 1-1068 (355 amino acids)
Biological process (GO): protein import into mitochondrial matrix
Cellular component (GO): mitochondrial outer membrane; mitochondrial outer membrane translocase complex
Molecular function (GO): transmembrane protein transporter activity
Source: RefSeq, a predicted model, not a curated record